AGAUUGAAGGGGCUGGGCCCACAGUGGAGAAAUGGCGAGAAUGGUAAACCAGAACGGGUGUGGAGUGGAAACACGUAGCCCAGAGCCGCAGGGACCGGGCCGGGGCGCGGCUAGAUGGGGUCCACAACACGCUGGGGCUCGAGAACUGGCCAAUUUAUACUCGCCAGGCAAAAGAUGUCAAGAAUGGAUAAGUGUUGUCCUCUGCUUCUCUCUUAUGGCCUUCAAUUUCAUUCACCUCCUUGCCAAUUUCCACCUGGGGUAUUCGUGGUACAUUCUGUUGGGCAUUGUGGCAGGAAUACUCACUGCAGACUUUGCAUCAGGACUCGUUCACUGGGGGGCUGACACAUGGGGCUCAGUGGACCUACCCAUCUUUGGAAAGGCCUUUAUACGACCAUUUAGAGAGCACCACAUCGACCCCACAGCCAUUACCCGUCACGACUUCAUUGAGACCAAUGGUGACAACUGCAUGCUGACCAUAGUCCCUCUAGCAAACAUGGCCUUCAACUUUCUCACCCUCUCCCCUGCGGAGUUGUACCAUAUCUACCCCUGGUACUGCUAUUUGUUUGCACUAGCCAUCUUCGUGACUCUCACCAACCAGAUUCACAAGUGGUCACAUACGUACUUCGGCCUGCCCCGUUGGGUUGUGUUCCUACAGGACUGCCAUAUCAUCCUACCGCGCAAACAUCACCGGAUCCAUCACGUCUCCCCACACGAGACAUACUUCUGUAUCACUACAGGUGUUAAAGUUCCUCGCAAUUUCCGGCUAUUGGAAGAGCUGGAAGAAGGUCAGAAAGGUGUUGGGGAUGGAACAGUGAGCUGGGGUCUGGAGGAUGACGAGGACAUGACCUUAACACGAUGGAGAGGAGUGAUCCUCGGCCCACCUAGGACAAGCUAUGAAAACAGGAUGUACAAUCUGAAGGUUGAAUGUGGGCCAGGUUACCCAGAGUCACCACCAUUCGUCAGAUUUGUGACGAAGAUAAACUUGAAUGGCGUGCACAACUCCAAUGGUGUGGUCGACAUGCGAGCGGUGUCUGCACUGGCCAAGUGGCAGAACUCUUACAGUAUCCGCAUGGUGCUGCUGGAGCUGCGACGGCUCAUGACAUGCAAGGAGAACAUGAAGCUUCCUCAGCCACCAGAGGGCCAGAUCUACACCAACUGAGCCCACGCUUCUUUUGCCUCCAUCUUCUUCUACCCCCCCAAAACUCUUCUGUUUGCUUUCAUCCUUUCAUCCCAUUCAGCAUCAUGUGACAUUCCACCUCCUGCCAACACUGACUGAACACACACUCAACUUACAAUAACAGUGACAGACAACAUUCAGACAUACAUACACACACAAGCAUACGUAUAAUAACUGUAUACACACACAGAGUUAUUGAGUGUUCAUGGAAGUCAUUCCUGGCUGCGGCCACUCCCCCUUCCCAUCACUGGAGCUCUGGGUGGACUGUGGCGAGUCCUCAGUCCAACCCAGAUGUGAUCAUUCAAAUACUGUACAUCUUACUAAUUUUUUUAUUAUUAUUUGUUAAAAAAUCAGAUUGUACAAUAACAUAAAUAAUCUUAUUGAGUGUACCUCUUUGUGUGUUGCCUUUUUGUAACAUUGCAAACGGCCACUUAACAUAACUGCACAUAGUUCACUAAACAUGUGUGCUUGCUGUUAGUUCUGAGAUAAUAAUCUUUAAAGGUGUACAUAUGAAACCUCAUACCCAAAACACACUGAAAAUGGCAGAAGUAUGUCUUGUAUGUCAUCAGAUGAGAUUUUCUUUAGGGUGUGCUGAAGCUGGCUUGAGUAUAUUUUUUUUUAAGCAGUUCAUAGUCCAUGCAUGGCUGCAGCUCAGUAAGGAUGUUCGUCAGCUAUCACACAUGGCUUUUGUACUUUUUUUUUUUGGGCAAACAAACUGCAUAUUUUCUGUGAUACUUGUCCAAAGUGAACAUUGUGUAACUAUACCACUAUAUCUGACUGAUCGUAAUAUGCAUAGUAGCAUAGUAUGCAUAUCUACUGUAGUCCCAGUUAAACCAUGCUUGAAAGUAGAACUGAAAUCAGCUACCUCUAUUGGUCCUGUGUAAUGUCAGAGGGAUUACCUGACUUGUGAAACUGUCUUUGCUACUUCAUGUGACGAUUUGUUUUUGUUUCCUCCACUUCUUUCAUAAAUCUGUAAUGCUUUUC
This is a messenger RNA of Sphaeramia orbicularis (orbiculate cardinalfish), 2161 nucleotides long. It is a transcript of the gene peds1b, whose product is annotated as plasmanylethanolamine desaturase 1. Gene Ontology annotation, molecular function: oxidoreductase activity. The transcript has 8 exons. The record is from RefSeq and is a predicted model, not a curated record. NCBI's taxonomy places the organism in Eukaryota, Metazoa, Chordata, Actinopteri, Kurtiformes, Apogonidae. The coding region runs from base 32 to 1159 and encodes 375 amino acids.